CAGGACCUGGAGGACCCGCCUCUGUGCUGCCUAAAGGGGUUUGAAAAGAGAAGUUGGUAUCUGUGAGAGGUGGGGAAAAAAAACACAAAUGGAAGUUCAAAUACGUGGGAGAACGAUGAGAUAUUUGAGAAGAAGACCUUAUCCCUUUAAGGGCCAAAUCGACGCCGAUGAACUCGCAUACAAACGCUUCAAGAGGCGGCUCAUCCAGGGGAGCAGCAGAGGAGGUCCAGCUGCGAGUACACCGCUGCCCUCUGGAGGGCGCUGUGACUCUGGCUUUGAGUUCGACACCGUCUGUCAGAGGCUGGAGCUCGAGUCUUCACCGAGAGAUCACAAGCCAGCACACGGUGUCCUGCAGGAAAUAAAGCAAGCCGAGGCUGAGGCACCUCUCGUGGGCAACUGCAGUCAAACGUUUGGGCCUUUAAACUCAUCUCAACAACACACUAUGAGAGCCAGAAGAUGGCUGGACACAGAGACGUCAAUGAAUAAGAAAGUGGAGUGGAUUUGGAAAGCUGCGCAUCAGUCACGUAGGCAUUACCAGCAAACUGAUACUGAUGAGAGAACAUGUGACUUGAAGCCUUUCGAUAAUAUGAGUGUGCAGGGAAACGAACGGAUGACUUUGUGGACACCAUCCCUGCUGAACGACUACUAUGCCAAUCUUCUGGACUGUAGUUGUGAUGGGAUGAUUGCUUUAGCGCUGGGAUCUGCUGUUUAUCUCUGGAACUCAGAAACCCGUGCCCUGGUGGGACACUUCCAGCCGAGUCCAGAUCCAAGUCAACCUGGCUGCAGGGCUCUGUCCGUCUCCUGUCUGAGCUGGAGCAGGGACGGCAGAGCUCUUUGCACAGGGAACAGACGAGGGGAGAUACAGUUGUGGGAUGUUGACCACAAGCAGAGAAUGUGGCGUGUUCAGUCACACCUGUCUGUGGUGUCGGCUCUUUCCUGGAAACAGCAGUUGCUCAGCAGUGCCUCCACUCUUGGACACAUCCAUCACCUAGACCCUCGGGCUCCCGUGCCUGUUGUAGGUGCAGCCACCCAGGAGGAGGGCAUCUGCAGCCUGGAGUGGUCACCGGGAAAUGAGUGGCUUGCCAGUGGCUCCAAAGAGGGGCUUCUCCAUAUCUGGGACGGGGACACUGCAGGGAUCAAAACAUCCCAGCAGUCAAUUAUAACGAUGAAACAGCCCAGCGCUGUUAAGGCAUUAGGAUGGUGUCCAUGGCAGAGAAAGACGAUUGCUACAGGAGGAGGGUGGAAAGAUGGACAGCUUAGAGUCUGGGACACACAAUCAGGGUCUUGUUUGACAUCCAUCAACACAAAUUCACAGAUCUGUUGUCUCAGAUGGGCUGAAAAGAGGAGAUAUCUGGUCACAGGCCAUGGGUUUCCUCAUAACCUUAUCUCCUCCUGGAGCUGGGAGUUCCCCUCCGUCAGCCCAAUGCGUCAACUCACAGGUCAUUCACAUCGAGUUCUGCACUUGGCCGUAAACCCCGACAACGCUCACAUCUUCUCAGCUGGAGCCGACCAGAGCUUCCGCCUCUGGGAUCUGUAGUUACCUAUUUAGAGACUGCAAGGUGGCUUCAAACUGAGAAAGUAGAUAUGGAGCAUUAGAUACUUUUCAUUGAAUCAGUUUGAAAAUUAGAAAGCCAUGAAAAAAUAUCUUGACGGUUGAAGAGCGUAUAGUGAACAAGGAAGAACAUUUUUGACUGUUGGUGAAGAAGAAAAGCAGAAAGAUAAGUGUGGGAUGAUUUUAGUCUUAAAACAACUUCAAAAAUGAAAGGAAAACUAUGUAAGAGUUUGAAAAGCAGUGGUGUGUAAUUUGAGGAUGUUUGCUCUAAUGAAAAAUAAAAUGAAAACGAGGAGACAGAUAUAGUGAACACAAGAUUGACCGGGGUUCAUAAGUGAUAGUGUGUGGGUGAACUUAUUCAAAUUACCAAUA
Molecule: messenger RNA, 1924 nt
Organism: Fundulus heteroclitus (mummichog)
Lineage: Eukaryota; Metazoa; Chordata; Actinopteri; Cyprinodontiformes; Fundulidae
Product: cell division cycle protein 20 homolog B
Exons: 12
Coding region: 89-1537 (482 amino acids)
Biological process (GO): positive regulation of anaphase-promoting complex-dependent catabolic process; anaphase-promoting complex-dependent catabolic process; positive regulation of ubiquitin protein ligase activity
Cellular component (GO): anaphase-promoting complex
Molecular function (GO): ubiquitin ligase activator activity; anaphase-promoting complex binding; protein binding
Source: RefSeq, a predicted model, not a curated record